GUUGUUGGGGAUGGGAUCAUCGUCGUCUGCCUCAUAGGGAGUGCAGAUCAGGAAGCAGGCUUGUUAAUGGCGGACACUACUAGUGGGUCGGCGGCAUCCUUAGCAGGCGGCGGCGGAGGGAAGAGACGGUGCUCGGUGUCGGAGAGGGUGCAGCUGCACAUGGCGACACUGGCCCUACAGUUCGGCUACGUUGGCUUCCACAUCGUCUCCCGAGCCGCCCUCAACAUGGGCAUGAACAAACUCAUCUUCCUCGUGUACCGCAACAUCAUCGCCUUCCUUCUCCUCCUCCCCUUCGCUUAUUUCCUCGAAAAGAAGGAGAGGCCCGCCAUCACUCUUUCUUUUCUUCUUCGGAUCUUUCUCCUCGCCCUUGUUGGAAUAACGACAAACCAAGGGUUCUACUUGCUGGCCCUGGACAACACUUCUCCAACUUUCGCAUCCGCCAUACAGAACUCUGCCCCAGCAAUCACCUUCCUCAUGGCAGCCAUCCUCCGAAUAGAGCAGGUGCGGUUGAACAGGAAAAACAGGGUGGCGAAAGUGGCGGGGACGGUGCUGUGCGUGGCGGGGGCGACGGUGAUUACGCUAUACAAGGGGCCGACGAUAGAGAGUCCGGCGCCGCCGCUGCACCAAACGACGCCGCUUUUCCUGGCACUGGGAGAUGCGAAGAGUAAGAACUGGACACUGGGGUGCAUAUACCUGAUUGGGCAUUGCCUAUCGUGGUCGGGUUGGCUGGUGCUGCAGGCACCGGUGCUCAAGAAGUACCCUAUGUCUUAUCCUUCUAAUUCAUGCAAAUCUCGCUGGCUAUUCUAUCCAGCGAGAUUUAUUUAAAUCUCGGAGCAGUAGGAAGAUUAUGUCAGAAAUUAUUUUUCUUAUUUAAUAUAUUUAAAAAAAAAAAAAGAUAAAACGUAAAAAAAAAAAAAAAAAAACUCCACAGCUAGCAGACCAAUUCACCCUACCUAGAUUUCCUGAUUUGCCCUAAGCGGUUGGAGGGGCUAGCUAGCUAGGCUCAUUUUAAGCAAGGUUGAUUUUCAGCAUAUAUAUAAUCUUGAGGCGUUUGCACAU
Malania oleifera is the source of this 1059-nucleotide messenger RNA. Its product is annotated as protein WALLS ARE THIN 1-like. The record is from RefSeq and is a predicted model, not a curated record. Gene Ontology annotation, cellular component: plasma membrane. Gene Ontology annotation, molecular function: transmembrane transporter activity. The transcript has 5 exons. The coding region runs from base 67 to 825 and encodes 252 amino acids. Lineage: Eukaryota; Viridiplantae; Streptophyta; Magnoliopsida; Santalales; Ximeniaceae.